AGUGAGCAACGUGCUGUGGCUUAUCCUUGUCCUAUGCGGAUUUCACCGUUGACUGCUUGCCCGAGCGGAUCAUCAUCAACCGCAGGCAGGGGUAUAUAGACUAUUAAAGGGAACGCUGUGUGAUCGGCUCCACUUUCAUGUUUACCGGAUAUAGGAGCGGAUAGAAGGGUAGAAACUGCCUUUCUUGACCGAUCCCGGCGGAGGGGUUGUUACCGGGACUUGGAGAGGAGAGGAUGCUCAAGGCGAGAGGUGAGCAAUGGGCAAGGGAUUUACAGACAGCUGUCUCCCUGCAGUUGAAAAUCAAAACUCGACUUCAUCAGGUGAUUUUUCUCUGAGCUGUUACAUCUUGACGUAGUGACAGUAGCACAGAUUGAAUUAGUUAUUACACCACCAGAUGAUUCAUUUAAAUAGAGCUCAAAUCUGUGAGUCAGAAAAUAUCAAGCCACAAUGGGUGCUGUCAUUGUGUCCAAGGAGUUGUUGCAAUACUCUCAGGCAGAGCAGCCCCACAGUUUGUCUCUGGAUGACACUUGAUCAAAUACACACUUCAGAAAUGUCACUUAAGGAUAUCUUUUAUACUUUUACUUUUGGUUUAAUAGCACAUGUUGAUGUUUGUGGAACUGUGCAUAUUUAAUGUUGCACUCAGACUAUUUAAUAUAUUAUUAAACAGCCAUUUGGCUUAAAUCUCUUUAAAAUUAAUUUUGUUUCAUUUCUAACUGAUGGGAUGUGGUUUGGACUGGUUGAAUUUUAUUAGGACAGAUGGAAGAUAGUGGAGUGUAUGGGCUUCAAGUCAUAUAGCUUAUAACUUCUAACUUACAUCCAUAUUGAAUUUAAUAUGUCAUUGUAAAUAUUAAAUGUAAAUAAAAUCCCACUUCUAUAUUGUGUUAUCUGUAAUUUAGUCCUUCAAUAGUGUUUUAUUUGUCAGAUAGUUUACAUAUUUCCAUAUUUUUCUCACAGCCAACUCUUAUAUUUUCAGUCUUUUAGUUCUGGGUUAUCUUCUAUUUUUAGAUGUUUAUAUUGUAAAAUUGUUUAUUUUCUUCUCUUUUUCUAUUUCUUAUUAUGUGCAAUACUUGUUAAGCUACAACGAAAACAUUUCCCAAUUUAAUAAUAAAGUAAAUCUUAUGUUAUUUUAUCUUCAUAAUGAAUAGGUUUGCUUUUGAGACUUCAAGUAAGUUCUUGAUGAAAGUAUUAUUUCUUUCACCACUCUCAAAUGGGGACUUUUAGCAGUCUGAAGAUUGGUCCAGGGAUCAUGAAUGAUGAAUUCCUGAGAACAAUUUUGGAGUAGAUUUUGAAUUUGGGAUUUAAUUGCUGCACAUAAAUCUACCCUCUAACACACUUACUGUCGAUUGACCCCAGAUCUCUUUCCCUUUUAGGGCUGAGAUGUACUCAAAAAAUAAUAUUACUAAAACAUUAUAAGGAUCAGAUAAUGGGUUAAUGUAGUUUCAAACACCUCGUGCAGUAGACAGCAUCUGCCUUUGCUAACCUUUGUGUGUGUUUGUCUAUGUCCGAACACAAAGAUGAAGAUGAUUUCGCAGAAAGGUGAUACUGGGUAAAGUUGCUGAGCUUCACUUUCUUCUCUGUGCCCUUCAUUCUCUCCCUCUCCUGCACAUGCACACAAACACUCUGGGAGUUUUCUGUCAGUGUCCCUGCUGUGCGUCUCAGUUCCUCUGCACUUCUGCUGAUGUUUGCUUUAUCGACAGGACGAGGUUCCUGUGACUGUUUUCACUGACAGCAUUUGUGUGUGGAGCAGCAGUGGACAGUGACAUGAACAUGAGAUCAAUUACAUAAAGAGAGACUUAUAAAGGGGCGUCCUAUAACUCCGGACAGAGAAGAGGAGCCUUCAUUGCCAUAGCUACCUCUCCUCCCCUCCCCUUGUCCAUGUUCCCCCUUUCAACCCGUGUCUUUAUCCGUUAAGUGUUUGUUUUUUUACAUUUUUCUAUCCUUCCACAUCCUCCAUAACCUGUCACCAUGACAACCUCAGCCCUGCGCCGGCAGGUGAAGAAUAUUGUGCACAACUAUUCAGAAGCGGAGAUCAAGGUUCGAGAAGCCACUUCAAACGAUCCAUGGGGCCCCUCAUCGUCUCUCAUGUCAGAGAUCGCUGACUUGACCUUCAAUGUGGUGGCGUUUGCUGAGGUCAUGGGCAUGGUGUGGAAACGCCUCAACGACAGCGGCAAAAACUGGCGACACGUUUACAAGGCGCUGACUCUGUUGGAUUACCUGCUGAAGACAGGAUCAGAGAGAGUGGCCCAACAGUGCCGCGAGAACGCAUUCACUAUUCAGACGCUACGUGACUUCCAAUACAUGGACCGCGACGGCAGAGAUCAGGGAGCCAACGUGAGGGAAAAGGCCCGCCAACUGGUGUGUCUCCUUCGGGACGAGGAGCGGCUUCGCCAGGAGAGAAGUCAGGCCCUGAAGACUAAGGAGCGAAUGGCUGGAGGGGGCAGUGGAGGGGGCGGGGGUGUGUAUGGAGGUAUACCACCGUCUUACCACCCAGGCAGGCGGACAAGUCAGCCCAGCAUGGCUGUGCUUUACGGGGAGGAGUUCAGUCGCUCCCGAGGCUCUCCAUCUUCAUUUAACUCCUCGUCCUCGUCCCCUCGCGCCGCCUCAGACCUGGAGCAGGCUCGACCUCAGACCAGCGGCGAGGAGGAGCUGCAGCUCCAGUUAGCUUUAGCCAUGAGCAGAGAGGAGAAUCAGAAGGAGCAGUGCUGUCGCCAAGGAGACGAGUCUCUGUUACAGAAGGCCCUGGAUGAGAGCAGGAGAGAGAGUGAGUCGGGUACACAGGAGUCAGCCAUGCUGGACCUGGUGGACAUAUUUGGCCAGUCAUCCGAGGCCCCACCUCCGCCUCAUGACCCUUGGAACUCUACCCAACCCAGUGACGAGGUCUCGUCGGACCCCUGGGACUCUGUAGCGAUCCAAUCCAGCCCUCCUGUGAUUGGUAGCCCUUGGACGGCCCCUCCCUCUUCCUCCAAUGCAUCCAAUCCUUGGGCUCCAUGUGCAGAGCCACACCCAGACCCCUGGGAAGCACCGCCCAUCUCCUCCAGUCCUGUCAAUCAUGCGUGGGACAGCCCAACAGACAUAGAUGGUGAUGGGGAAGAUGUGUUCGAUGCACAGGAAGAGGAGAAUCCUAAACAGGAAGUUCCUCAGCUGUCCUCCCCUCAACCUGCUAGUCCCACAGAUGACGAGCUGUUUGGAGUAAAGGCAGACUCGGACCCAUUUGCUGGAGCAGAUUUUAACCCCGAUCCGUUUGGGAGCGACCCUCCUGUGAAACCUUUGAUAAACGGACGAGAAUCGGCUAGCCCGGAGAUCUUUGACCUGUCCCGGCUAGCACCCCCCCUCAGUGCCCCUGCUUCACGGUUGUGUCGAACCCCAGAGGCCUUCCUGGGACCUACGGGGGCCUCGCUGGUCAAUUUAGACGCACUUAUACCCUCCAACCCCGCCAGCAAGAUGCACAACAACCCCUUCCUCUUAGGUCUGAGCGCUCCUUCUCCCACCAACCCGUUCCACUGCGACCAGCCUCGCCUCACACUCAACCAAAUGCGACCAUGCUCCACAUCCCCACUGCCCCCCCACAUGCUCUCCUACAGUCCGUCGCUGCCCCUCCCGCUGCACCACCAGCCCUCCAUCCUCCCCUCCUCCCUCACACAACCUCACGCCGGACUCCUGGACCUCCCCUCUAACCUCCCGCAGCCCCUGUUGCCGCUCUCUCCACGACGGGCGCAGCGCACUCAAUCACAGACACACAGCCACAACCCCUUCCUCUGAGACCCCCUGCAGCUUCUGAGCUCUGGUCUGCAGAGGGAGACGACAGAAUGGACUCUUUAUUUUGGAUUAAUCUAUGCCGACUACAACGAGACAAAUGAGUCUGAACUGGACCACGGAUCCUGGUCUGAUGUCAUCGUGAACACUUGAAGCGGAUAAAACUCAGAUUGUAUUUGUGUCUGUCUGAAGACAUAUCAGCUGCUAUACAACCUGAACUCUUGAAGAAAAAGCAAACACACACACACACACACAAAACACUCACACACAGGCACUCAGGCGCACUUAAAGGUGCAUACACACACUUGCACACACCACCAAACUAACAGGGUGUAUCUAAACAGUCCCUUCGAUGCCUUUUCCCCAUCCACAGUUACGACCCCAAGCACACGUUAACCACAGAGCCCAAAACUGUUCCUCAAUAAGAUCAAAAUGAAGCCACACACUUUGAUUGUCCACCGAGAUUCACCAGGAUCCUUACCGCUGCUGCUUCACCGACGAAAGCAUGAAUGCCCCCCACCCCAGAAGACGCCAAACUAUUUUACUCUGCUGAACACCUGAGACAAGUUCUUCAAAUAACUUCUCUUUUUCUGAUGAGUCCAAUAUAUUGAGCUUGUUGGCACAAAUAAAACACUGGAGAAAGUACAAAAGAGUGUUACUGUUAGGUCUAUCACCGUUCAAAAAAUAAUUUGUAUUCCUCCCUACAUACACAGUAGGACUGCACUUAUGAUUAUUGUCAUUAUAAAUCUGCCAGUUAAUUUUCUCGAUUUUUGUUUGGUCUACAAAUGUCAGAAAAUGGGGAAAAAUGUCCAUCCCAGUUUCUCAAAGUCCAAAGUAGUGUCUUGUUUUGUCCAAAACCAAAAGAUAUUCAGUUAUGAUAUAAAACAGACGGAAAGAAAGCGGGAAAUAUCCACAUUUAAGAGGCUGAACACAGAUUUUUUGCUUUGUUUUUGCACAUAAACUUAGAAAAAUAGGCAAUUAUUUUCAUAAAACCCCCAAAACUAAUCCCACCUGUCACAAUCUGGACCUACACUGAUUGUACCCUGUCAGACCCGUGUGCCUGUCUCUGCAGAUUACCCACAAUGCAUUCCCGGCCGGUUCAUAUUAGCGCCAUAAAGCAGGGCCUCAGGGAGACCGCUCUGUCCCUCCUCCAGUGAAACUCACCCUUAGUUAAAGACAUUAGUAGAGGUACAACUACAGGGAGAACAAUGAUUUAAGAUGAAGAGGAGGGAUGAAGUAGGAAGGAGGAGUAAAAGGGAGAAAAUAAGAUCAAAUAAUUACAGAUGAUGAAUUGAUGUAUUGACCAGUGUCUCCUCCUUUCUUCUGCUCCGUGCUCACUGUUGGAACAAAUGAAUCAGACUAGAAAGGAUGUUUGAUCAUCACUGCACUGAACCUGGACUUGAAUGUGAAAUGCCUGUCUAUAGAUACACGCAGGCUUAGCACAUAUGUAUUUAACAGAAUGAUACCUAUAAAAAAUUAUGAAAUAUUAUACCAAUAAAUGAAUGGUGUUUGCAUUAUACGCGCUGGAUUUAUAUGGUUGAUUGAUGAGUUACUCUAACUCUGCCACGGAAGUUACGAUUUUGGUUCAGUUUGAUGGUGUGCAU
This is a messenger RNA of Eleginops maclovinus (Patagonian blennie), 5357 nucleotides long. RefSeq names its product epsin 3b (gene epn3b). The transcript is spliced from 13 exons. The record is from RefSeq and is a predicted model, not a curated record. Gene Ontology annotation, biological process: endocytosis. Gene Ontology annotation, cellular component: endosome; plasma membrane; clathrin vesicle coat. NCBI's taxonomy places the organism in Eukaryota, Metazoa, Chordata, Actinopteri, Perciformes, Eleginopidae. Gene Ontology annotation, molecular function: clathrin binding; phospholipid binding. The coding region runs from base 1966 to 3759 and encodes 597 amino acids.